CGUGCUCUCCCGCCAGCUCGGCGAGCCCCUGGCACUCCCGCACUCCCGCACGCGCGCACUCUCAGGCGGGGAGUUUUCAGCUCGAGGCGUCGGAGAUGCUGAAGCCCGGAGAGCCCGGCGGCUCGGCCUUCCUCAAAGUGGACCCAGCCUACCUGCAGCACUGGCAGCAGCUCUUCCCGCACGGCGGCGGCGGCCCGCUCAAGGGCAGCGGUGCCGGGGUCCCCCUGGGCGCGCCCCAGCCCCUGCAGCCGCCUCCGCCGCCACCGGAGCGCGCCGAGCCUCCUCCGGACGGCCUGCGCCCGCGGCCCGCCUCGCUGUCGUCCGCCGCGUCCACCCCGGCCUCCUCCUCCUCCGCCGCCUCCGCCUCGUCCUGCGCCGCCGCCGCGCUGGCGGGGCUUUCGGCCGUGCCCGUGGCGCAGCUGCCGGUGUUCGCGCCCCUGGCCGCCGUGGCCGCCGAGCCCCUGCCGCUGCCGCCCAAGGACCUGUGCCUGGGCGCCGCCUCGGGCCCGGGCCUUGCCAAGUGCGGCGGCGGCGCGGAUGGCCGGGGCGCCCCGCGCUUCCGCUGCAGCGCCGAGGAGCUGGACUAUUACCUGUACGGCCAGCAGCGCAUGGAGAUCAUCCCGCUCAACCAGCACACCAGCGACCCCAACAACCGUUGCGACAUGUGCGCGGACAACCGCAACGGCGAGUGUCCCAUGCACGGGCCGCUGCACUCGCUGCGCCGGCUCGUGGGCACCAGCAGCGCCGCGGCCGCCGCGCCCCCGCCCGAGCUGCCCGAGUGGCUGCGGGACCUGCCGCGCGAGGUGUGCCUGUGUACCAGCACGGUGCCCGGCCUGGCCUAUGGCAUCUGCGCGGCACAGAGGAUCCAGCAGGGCACGUGGAUUGGGCCCUUUCAGGGCGUGCUCCUGGCCCCGGAGAAGGUGCAGGCGGGCGCUGUGAGGAACACUCAGCACCUCUGGGAGAUAUAUGAUCAAGAUGGGACGCUGCAGCACUUUAUUGAUGGUGGGGAACCUAGUAAGUCGAGCUGGAUGAGGUAUAUCCGAUGUGCAAGGCACUGCGGAGAACAGAAUCUGACAGUAGUUCAGUACAGGUCGAAUAUAUUCUACCGAGCCUGUAUAGAUAUUCCCAGGGGCACCGAGCUUCUGGUGUGGUACAAUGACAGCUAUACGUCUUUCUUUGGGAUCCCCUUACAAUGCAUUGCCCAGGAUGAAAACUUAAACGUCCCCGCCACAGUGAUGGAAGCCAUGUGCCGACAGGACGCUCUGCAGCCCUUCAACAAGAGCAGCAAGCUGUCCCCCGCCGCCCAGCAGCGCUCCGUCGUUUUCCCACAGACUCCUUGCAGCAGGAGUUUCUCCCUCCUGGAUAAGUCUGGGCCCAUUGAGUCAGGAUUUAACCAGAUCAACGUGAAAAACCAGCGGGUCUUGGCAAGCCCGACCUCCACCAGCCAGCUGCACUCGGAGUUCAGCGACUGGCACCUCUGGAAGUGUGGGCAGUGCUUUAAGACCUUCACCCAGCGCAUCCUGCUGCAGAUGCACGUGUGCACGCAGAACCCAGACAGACCCUACCAGUGCGGCCACUGCUCGCAGUCCUUCUCCCAGCCAUCAGAACUGAGGAACCACGUGGUCACUCACUCUAGUGACAGGCCAUUCAAGUGCGGCUACUGUGGCCGUGCCUUUGCUGGGGCCACCACCCUCAACAACCACAUCCGGACCCACACUGGAGAAAAGCCCUUCAAGUGCGAGAGGUGUGAGAGAAGCUUCACGCAGGCCACCCAGCUGAGCCGACACCAGCGGAUGCCCAAUGAGUGCAAGCCAAUAACCGAGAGCCCCGAAUCAAUCGAAGUGGAUUAACUGAUUGACUGGUUGGAAUUAAACUGCAAGGAAAGUCAUGAUUAAAUGUCACGGACACUUAAGCAAAACCAAAGAUUUCCUCUGAGCAACUUUCAAUCAGUCCCAGAAAACCAAAAGCAGUAAUAAAAUAAGUAAGAUGUUAAGAGAUAUUGAUCCUGGCGUGGAAGUCAGACCAGGAGAGAGGUUAUUUAUUUAUGACUAGGGACGAGACUGAUUUCCGUGGACAACUCACCUGGGGUGGCUAACAUUUCCAGUCCCAACCUUGUCUUUUUGCUUUGUUUCUAAAAAGGUUUUUUUUUUAACUGUUAUUUAAUACCAAAGGAAGGAAUCAAAUGGAUUCUUCUGCCCACAGUUGUGACUAAGAAUGCACAGGGACGUGGUUCACGGUGCACCUUUUUUGUUUGUUUGUGUGUUUGGUAGCAUGUUUCAAGGGGACCCAUCGUGCAGCCUUCUUCGGGCCCUGGCCAGCGCUGGGUGCCCGCGGGAGCCUGGGGCAGCAGCAGCAGCAGAAGCAGGAGCGCG
Messenger RNA from Jaculus jaculus (lesser Egyptian jerboa), 2372 nucleotides. RefSeq names its product PR/SET domain 6 (gene Prdm6). The coding region runs from base 96 to 1850 and encodes 584 amino acids. Lineage: Eukaryota; Metazoa; Chordata; Mammalia; Rodentia; Dipodidae. The record is from RefSeq and is a predicted model, not a curated record. The transcript has 8 exons. Gene Ontology annotation, cellular component: nucleus. Gene Ontology annotation, molecular function: histone methyltransferase activity; protein binding.